Molecule: messenger RNA, 452 nt
Organism: Camelina sativa (false flax)
Lineage: Eukaryota; Viridiplantae; Streptophyta; Magnoliopsida; Brassicales; Brassicaceae
Source: RefSeq, a predicted model, not a curated record
CAAUAUCACCAACGCAAGUAAUAUAACUUCUCUUUCUCUCCCUCUCUUUUUAAUAUAACCUCUUUCUCUCUUUAUCUUUCGUUGGGAUACAAAAGAAGGAUAGGAACAUGUCGGAUUGGGUUGCGGCGGUGGUAGCGACCGUUUUGUUUGUGGUUCUGACGCCGGGAUUGUUGUUUCAGGUUCCGGGCAACAACCACUUUGUAGACUUCGGGAAGAUGGAAACGAGCGGAUACUCAAUCCUUCUCCACGCCUUCAUCUACUUCGGCCUCGUCACUGUCUUCACCGUCGUCAUCCACUUUCCAGGCACUUAAUAAUUCUACGUAAUCUUUUACUUAUUACACAAAUAUUUCUUCUUUUUUUCUUACCUAUAUAUAUAUAUAUGCUUUUUUUGACAUUUUGUUAUCAGUUGUACCAUAUUUUCCUAUAUUAUUCACGUGAUUAUUAUUAUGCUA